Molecule: messenger RNA, 807 nt
Organism: Physcomitrium patens
Lineage: Eukaryota; Viridiplantae; Streptophyta; Bryopsida; Funariales; Funariaceae
Biological process (GO): translation
Cellular component (GO): ribosome
Molecular function (GO): structural constituent of ribosome
Source: RefSeq, a predicted model, not a curated record
CUUAAGAAAAGCUAAAACAACAAACUUGAAUGGCAUUUCAAUAAGGAAAAUACCACCCAAGUUGUGGACCAAGUGGAACUUUGAAAAACAUUCCGAAAUUCGAACACCUGCGGUUUCACACACUGACCACGGUGCCCCACGGCAACCGAUAGCCGUGGCUCGGCUCGCCAAUGACAAAACCCUAGCUGUGCGACAGGGCUCAGUCUUUCCGCAGCACCACUGGUUGCCACCUUCCUCGCUCUCAAGCUCUAUCCCUCGCAUUUUGUGCGCGUCUCAACUUCGUCUUUUUUUCGCUAUGGGGCGUGUAAGGACCAAAACCGUGAAGAAGGCCUCAAGGGUCAUGAUCGAGAGGUACUACUCUCGCAUGACUUUGGACUUCCAAACCAACAAGAAGAUUGCUGAGGAGGUUGCAAUCAUUCCAUCGAAGAGGCUUCGCAAUAAGAUCGCAGGAUUUGCCACUCAUUUGAUGAAGCGUAUCCAGAGGGGACCAGUGCGUGGAAUUUCCCUGAAGUUGCAGGAAGAGGAGCGUGAGAGGCGCAUGGACUUUGUGCCAGAGGAGUCUGCCAUCAAGACUGAUGUGAUCGAGGUGGAUCGUGAGACCAUAGAGUUGUUGGCCCACCUGAACAUGCCCCAACUUCCAGGUGUUGUACAGCAGGCCGCACCUGCUGCAGGAGGAGGCUUUUUCAAGCCACAAGGGGGAGGCUACCAGGGUAACAGGAAAAGAACCUAAACACAGGCAGGGAUUGUACCGAAUAUAUAUUUUUUCCUUUAUAAAUUUGUAAAAGGUAUUUUUCACCUUGUGGCUCA